GGGCAAAAAAACAAAAAAAAAAGAGUUGGUGGGACGGCGGGAGACUCAUUUUUAGGCGGAACAAGAAGACCAAUAAAGACUUGACCACAACCCACGGCGGUGGCGCUGCUCCAUUGAGCCAUGGCAAUCCCGAGCGCCGCCUCCGCCAGCUUCUUCUCCAAGCCUAGAGCUCUCCAUCCUUCUCCUCCCAAACUCCUCGCUCGCCGCGCCGCCAUUUACCCGGACGUGGCACGAUCCGCUUCCAUUUCGGCCUCUUCGAACGGCCGUACUCUCAAUCCUAACCGCCGUACGUUUUUGCUGCUUUCCUUUGCCGGCGGCGGCGGAGAUGGGGGCACCAACGGGGGGAAAUUCCCAGGCGGCGGCGGCGGUGACAGGCACGGAGACGGCGAGAGCGGCGGCCAUAGCAGCAACAAUCGGAAGGAGGCGCUGAUGGCGCUGGCGGAGUCCGGGAGAUCGCUGGAGAGCCUGCCCGGCGACUUGAAGGCGGCGAUCGAGAACGGGAGGAUUCCGAGAUCGAUUGUUUUGAGGUAUUUGGAGCUCGAAAAAUCAGCUUGGGUGGCGUGGCUUCUCCGAUUCGGAGGCUUUAAGGAACGGCUCUUAGCCGACGAUCUCUUCCUCGCUAAGGUCGCCAUGGAAUGGGGCGUCGGGAUCUUUACCAAGACUGCUGCUGAAUAUGAACGCCGCAGGGAAAAUUUCUUCAACGAGCUGGAAGUUGUCUUUGCAGAUGUGGUAAUGGCCAUAAUUGCAGAUUUUAUGCUCGUGUACCUUCCCGCUCCUACUGUAUCUCUCCGACCUCCUAUUGCACUGAAUACUGGAACUCUUACUAAGUUUUUCUACAACUGUCCUGAAAAUGCAUUCCAGGUUGCUCUGCCUGGAACAUCAUUUUCAUUGUUGCAGAGAUUUGGUGCUAUAGCACGAAACGGCGCAAAACUCUUUGCAGUUGGCACUACUUCUUCUAUGGUUGGUACCCUUGUGACGAAUGCACUGAUAAAUGCACGAAAAACUGUUGACAAGGCCUCGGCGGGGGAGGUGGAGAAUGUGCCCGUGUUAUCAACCAGUUUUGCAUACGGUGUCUACAUGGCAGUCUCUAGCAACCUUCGGUACCAAGUGUUGGCAGGAGUUAUUGAACAGAGGAUGCUGGAGCCUCUGCUGCACCAGCACAAGCUGGCUCUAAGUGCACUUUGCUUCGCCGUUCGGACUGGAAACACAUUCUUGGGCUCAUUAUUGUGGGUCGAUUACGCACGUUGGAUAGGGAUUCAAAAGGCAGAUGAAACUCAAAGAUAAAAGGGCUUUUAUAUGGGAUAAAUAAAGGUUAGGUUUCAUUAAUGGAUGCAUCCCCCUCAAAAUUAGCUGACUUUUCAUUUAAACAGAUUUGAUUGGAAUUAGGUAGUUGAUGUACUGUGGCAUUUUUAGGAAUCAUUUUUUUAGUUUUUUUUUUAAAAUUUAUUCCUUUCAUUUGAUAUUCGGUGAGAAUUUUGUAAAUAAAAAAAAAGCGAAAGCUUCUUUAGUCCCGUUGUAUUUUUUUCGGUACUAUGUAUUGGUGUUCGUUUCGCCGUUUGUUUUAAGAUAGAAAAAUUAGCGUUUUCUUCGAAGUCUCUAUCUUCUUUUUUUGUCGUGGUAAAUUAAAAUGUGUGAAAACUA
Messenger RNA from Cuscuta campestris, 1641 nucleotides. Lineage: Eukaryota; Viridiplantae; Streptophyta; Magnoliopsida; Solanales; Convolvulaceae. The record is from the annotation of a GenBank genome assembly.